AUGAAGAAAACCAACCAGUUUGCACGUGUCAAAUGUGAAGUCGGAGACACCGUGUUUCCGAAAGAAAUCGGUGGCGUCGUCCAAUAUAACCGGACGGUGAAUGUUGAACUCGGGCGUACGAUUGGAAGUGCGGACAUUGAAGUGCGCACGUUAAAGGCGGGGACUGAGGAAUUGAAGAAGCGGGCGUCGGCGUCGGCGACGGCGGAGGGAGGGCGGUGGAGGCAGUGGCGCGGCAAGUGA
Sphenostylis stenocarpa is the source of this 240-nucleotide messenger RNA. NCBI's taxonomy places the organism in Eukaryota, Viridiplantae, Streptophyta, Magnoliopsida, Fabales, Fabaceae. The record is from the annotation of a GenBank genome assembly.